Molecule: messenger RNA, 3936 nt
Organism: Lodderomyces parapsilosis
Lineage: Eukaryota; Fungi; Ascomycota; Pichiomycetes; Serinales; Debaryomycetaceae
Gene: HYU1
Product: 5-oxoprolinase
Exons: 1
Coding region: 1-3936 (1311 amino acids)
Biological process (GO): glutathione metabolic process
Cellular component (GO): cytosol
Molecular function (GO): 5-oxoprolinase (ATP-hydrolyzing) activity
Source: RefSeq, a predicted model, not a curated record
AUGACUAUUCAAGGAAUUCAAAUUGCAAUUGAUCGAGGUGGAACAUUUUGCGAUGUUAUUGCCAAAAUUCCCGGACAAGAAGAUUACGUAUUCAAGUUGUUAUCGGUUGACCCUCAAAAUUACAAAGAUGCACCAACAGAAGGUAUAAGACGAGUUUUGGAACAUGUAAAUCGUGUAUCGAUUUCCAAGAGUGCCAAGUUGAAAUUGGAUCAGAUUCAGAGUAUAAGAAUGGGUACAACUGUUGCUACAAACGCAUUACUUGAAAGGAAAGGUGCUAAUGUGUUGUUGGUCACGACAACGGGGUUUAAAGAUGUUUUGGUAAUUGGAAAUCAAACUAGACCCCAUAUUUUCGAUUUGACGGCCAAGAAGUUGGGUCAUUUGUAUAAACAAGUGCUUGAAAUUGAUGAAAGAGUGACGAUUGAAGGGUUUUCUGAAGGCGGUGGCGAUAAGUUACUUAUUGACAAACUGCAACCUAAUUUGACUGAGGGAGUCACUGGUGAUACGAUUCGAAUCAUUAAGGAGCCAAAUUAUGCGCAAGUUGAAAAGGAUUUCAGGGAAAUUUAUAAUCAAGGUGAAAUCAAAGCCAUUGCAUUGUCAUUACUUCAUGCGUACGCUUAUCCAAAACAUGAAGCUGAGAUUGCCAAGAUUGCUAAAAAAAUUGGAUUUGAAGUCUCGGUGUCGCAUGAAUUGCAACCAAUGAUUGGAUUUGUUAAUCGAACAUCGUCAACUGUUGCUGAUGCAUACUUGUCACCUGUGAUCAACGAAUAUAUUCAAAACUUUGGUUCUGGAUUUGAAGGUGGUUUGGACGCUUUUGGCAACAAGCUUUUGUUUAUGCAAUCAAAUGGUGGAUUAUGCCCCUGGUACAAAUUUACUGGUCUCAAAGCAAUCUUGUCAGGACCCGCUGGUGGUAUGGUCGGGUUUGGAGAAACUUGUUAUGAUGAAACUUCAAGGAAAGCCACCAUCGGGUUUGAUGCCGGUGGUACAUCUACUGAUGUUUCUAGAUAUGAUGGACAGUAUGAGCACAUUCAUGAAACUAUUGUGAGUGAGAUCAACUUGCAAACUCCCCAAUUGGAUAUUUCCACAGUUGCAGCAGGUGGUGGAUCGAUUUUGUUUUGGAAAAAUGAUUUGUUUGUUACUGGUCCCGAGUCAGCUGGGUCUGAUCCGGGGCCAGCAUGCUAUAGAAAAGGAGGUCCGUUAACUGUCACCGAUGCAAAUUUGUAUUUGGGUAGAUUAGUUCCCGAACAUUUCCCCAAAAUAUUUGGCCCCAAUCACGAUCAAGGCUUGGAUUAUGAAAUUGUUGAUCAAAAAUUCAAAGAAUUGACCCAACAAAUCAACAAAGAUCAAGCAUCAAAGGGGAUCAAAUUGAAGCCAGUUGAGGUUGCCAGUGGGUUUUUGAAAGUUGCCGUUGAAUCAAUGGCUAGGCCUAUUAGAAACAUGACUGAAGCGAAAGGUCAUGAAACUUCAAAUCAUAACUUAGCCUGUUUUGGAGGGUCGGGUGGACAGUUUGCUGUUUCAUUGGCAAAGAAUUUGGGUAUCACGAGCGUUGCUGUACACAAGUACUCUUCAUUGUUAUCGGCUUAUGGUAUUCAACUUGCUGAUAUAGUCAUUGAAAAACAAUCACCAGCUUCAAUCACUUAUGCUAAGGAGAACUUAUCGGCACUUGAUUCUAAGAUUGAAUUGCUUAUUGCCGCUGCUCAAGAAGAUUACCAGAAACAAAAUUUGACUGACUUCAGUACCAGAUUGGAUAUUCUUUUGAAUAUGAGGUAUGUUGGAAGUGAUACACACUUGUUGAUUCCUACUAAAGUUGGCGAAUCAGAUGCUGCUGAAAAAUUCAUCAAGAGACACAGGAAUGAGUUCGGUUUCAAUUUGGAUAGAGAGGUUUUAGUUAGUGAUGUUGAAGUCAUGUUGAUUGUUGAGUCAAAGGACAAAGAAGAGCACAAUCCGUACCAAGAAGCAGCUCAGUUGUCAUCCACUUUGGAACCACCAACUACAUCAUUCACAAAACCAGUAUAUUUUGAAACGUUUGGUUGGUUGGAUUCACCGGUGCAUUUAUUGCCUGAUUUACCAAAAGGAGCCCUUGUCAAAGGUCCUGCGGUUAUUAUUGACAAUACUCAAACACUAAUCAUUGAACCACGCUCACGAGCAAGAAUCUUGGCCCAUCAUGUGUUGAUCGAGGUGGAGCAAGAAGAGAAGCCACAAUUGUCAUCAACUACAGUGGACCCUAUUCAACUAUCAGUCUUUGGUCAUAGAUUCAUGUCAGUUGCAGAACAAAUGGGGAGAACGUUGCAACAAACCGCCAUUUCAACUAAUAUUAAAGAGAGAUUAGAUUUUUCAUGCGCAAUUUUUGACCACAAUGGUGAUUUAAUUGCCAAUGCCCCCCACAUCCCUAUACAUUUGGGUUCCAUGUCAUAUGCCGUCAAGGCACAGAUUAAAAUGUGGGAGGGUAAAUUGGAGCCUGGCGAUGUGCUUGUAUCUAAUCACCCAAUUGCUGGAGGAUCUCACUUACCUGAUAUAACAGUCAUCACACCUGUGCUCGAUGAACAUAAUGAACCAAUCUUUUGGACUGCAUCAAGAGGUCAUCAUGCUGAUAUUGGAUCAAUUGCAGCGGGGUCAAUGCCGCCGAAUUCUAAAACUAUCUACGAUGAAGGUGCAGCUAUUGUGACCCACAAGUUAUGUGUCAGAGGUAAGUUUGAUGAAGAAGGAAUUACCAAAAUAUUGGUAGAUGAGCCAGCCAAGUAUCCUGGCGGAUCAGGUACCAGAACAUUGAGUGAUAAUCUUUCCGAUUUGAAAGCGCAAGUAGCGGCAAACUACAAGGGUAUCGUAUUGUUGCAACGGUUGGUUGAUGACUUCACUUAUGAAGUUGUCAAAUUAUACAUGGGUGGAAUUCAAUCCACUGCUGAAGUUGCCGUAAGGAACUUGCUUAAGUUGGCGUACGAAAAGUUUGGAUCUCAUGAAUUGAAAGGUAUUGACUACAUUGAUGAUGGUACACCUAUUGCAUUGACUGUUACGAUCAACCCUGAAACUGGAUCAGCGUUAUUUGAUUUUAGUGAGACUGGUGAUGAGAUUUAUGGCAAUUUAAAUGCUCCCACUGCAAUUUUGUAUUCUGCUGUGUUGUAUGUUCUUAGGUGUCUUAUAAGUACUGAUAUACCAUUGAAUAAUGGGUGUUUGAGACCUAUUGAGUUCAAGACUAGGCAAGGGUCUUUGGUUGCGCCAUCGGAUGAUGCAGCAGUUGUCGGUGGAAACGUUGAAACUACACAAAGGAUCGUCGACGUAAUGUUAAAGACUUUCCAAGCCGCUGCUGGUUCUCAGGGUACUUGUAACAAUUUCACCUUUGGUAUCAAUGACAAGGAGAAUGGUGUUUGUUUUGGCUAUUAUGAGACAAUAUGUGGUGGUGCUGGUGCAGGACCUGAUUGGGAUGGUCAAUCAGUAGUGCAAUGUCACACCACAAAUACGAGAAUGACCGAUUCUGAGAUUUUCGAAAAACGAUACCCGGUUUUGCUUCAUGAGUAUUCGGUGCGAUUAGGAUCCGGGGGUAAUGGAUUACACAAAGGUGGUGAUGGGGUGGUUAGAGAUAUCGAGUUUUUGUACCCAUUAGAAGUAUCGUGUUUGAUGGAAAGAAGAUCAUUGGCACCUUAUGGCUUACAUGGUGGUGAAGAAGGCGCUCGAGGUGUUAACAAAUGGAUCUACAAGUCUCCUUCUGGUGGAUACAAGAGUAAGUCAUUGGGUGGUAAAUGUACCGUUCAAGUUAGCAAAGGUGAUAGGGUCAUUAUUAAUACCCCAGGCGGUGGUGGAUAUGGCUGUGCCGAGUCGAAUGGUCAGUCAAGUAGCGGCAAUAAAGAAGUGUCCAAUGGGGUUCAAUAUCCUAUUAAAAGAGCAACUCCUUCAAGGUUGACUGGAUCCGUUGGUAUGAGAGACCACAUCCAAACGACAAAUUGA